GAGGCGGAGCAGAGGGAGGGCUAGGCCAUGAUUGGCUGCUCUGAACAGGGCAAGCUGGGCGCGAGUUUUGGCAGCGGGAGGCGUCUGGAGCGGUGGGAUGGCGACACGGAAAAGCUUUGGAUCCCCGGGGUCCCCGGGUGCAAAACGUUCAAAGGACACUCUGGGAAGAGCACAUUCCGGGAAACACAAAGCUGAUCAAAAGCACAAGCCUAAGGACGUGUUUGACUUUCCUAAUAAUUCUGAUGUCUCAAGCAUGCUGGAAGAAAUGGAGGAAGAAGAGGAACCGUAUGAAACCUUCGACCCUCCUCUGCACAGUACUGCUAUCGAUGCUGAAGAGGAACUGUCCAGACACUGCGGGUCCUCUGCCUCUCCGGCCACUCACGCAAGAGAAGAGGGCAGAAGUGUGGACCCCUCUGCAAACGAAGCAGGUGGAAACAAGUCUGUAAAGAUGAGUGCGAAAAAGCCGAAGAGAAGGCUGGAUCCCAUCAGCGACGAGUCUGAGAGCUCUGAAGAUGACAUAAGGAGGAGAGUGGGGUCCCUGGAGAGAGCAGAACAGCACCAGGCUGCUCCGGCAGCGUCUUCGGCAGCCCCUGCGAAGCCAGCCGCGCGGACCACUCCUAAGAGGACAAGACCCCACAGCACUCGGCCCUCCGCUGCAGAGGAGACUCCAGCGACACAAAGGCAGCGGAAAACUCAGAAGGAAGUGAGGCUGUCUCCUGGCAGAAGAAAGAAACCGGGGAGCAAAGCCACAGACCCGGAUGCUUCCGAAAGUAUGCAUAUUUGGUGUCUAGAAGGAAAGAGACGUGGUGACAUCAUGGAGUUGGAUGUUAUUUUGUCUGUCUUUGAGAAAACCUUCCUGGAGUAUAAACCAAGAGUAGAAUCUGAAAGGUGUAAUGAAGCCAUCAACGAUUUUUAUUUUAAAAUUAAAGGAGAACUCAUCAGAAUGCUUAAAGAAGUCCAGGUGCUGAGAGCUCUGAAAAGGAAGAACACCAAGAUGAUCUCCGACAUGGAAAAGAGGCGGCAGCGUUUGAUCGAGGUCCAGGAUGAACUGCUUCGAUUUUUAAAAAUUUUGUCGUCUAGAUUAGAACCACAACUGAAACAACUACAAAAACAAUAUGACAACCUUAAGGAGAGAAAGUCAUCACUGAAGAAUUCCAUGCAUUUCUUAUCUAAUUUAAAACAGCUGUAUCAAGACUAUUCGAAUGUCCAAGAGAAAGAACCAAAGAAAAAGGAGAAGUAUGAUUCAUCUAGCCUUCCAGCUCUGUUGUUUAAAGCAAGAACGGUUCUGGGAGCCGAAAAACACCUGAAAACCAUCAACUAUCAGCUGGGGAAGCUCCUUGAGCAGGACCGAGAAGACAUUUGCUGAGUCAGCCCCCUGCUGCCAUCUCCAGAAACCGCACGCUUGAUAACCAAACUUCCAUCCCGAUAAUAAGUGUGGCUACUCCUCAGAAUUUAUUACCAUUUGUCAUCCAAACUAAAUUACACCAGUUCAACUGCCUAACGGUUUCAGAAGCCACAUUUAUUGUUCUGAUUAUUGUUAGUAAAUUUCAGUCUCUUGACAUGUUAGUCAUCACGAGGCAUAAGAGUUUUAACCUACAAUAAGCUUUUUAAUGAUGUCAGUGCAAGCAUGGAAUAAUUUUGACUAGGAGCAGUUACUGAAGUAUGUCAAAGCUAAUCUUCAAUAAAACUGGCUCAGAUAAAAAGCAAAUUAUUAGAAAACCAAUUGAUACAACAGUUGCUAUAAACAGGUUUAGUAAUAAGUUAAUAUAAUUUGAUUUUUUAUAGUGUUGGGGAUUAAAUGCAGGGCCUUCUACCCUUGGGCUAUAGCCCCGCCCUAAUUUAACACUUAUGUCAUCAAAUCUCAGGCUUCAGGCAAACUGUAGCCUCGUUAGGUAAGUCCCACCCAUAGUUAGCUACUCUGUAAUGCUUCUACAAUUAGUUCAUCGGGAAUAUCGUCCAUCGCACUCUUGUAACCGAGAAGACUCUUGUCUGCAGCAUCAGCGAAUUCAGCAUCUUCUGUAGCUUCCAGGAAGCAGACAUCAUCUUUGUCAUCCCAGUCAGCGUCAGAAAACUGGCCAGGAGACAGGUUACUGGAUGGUGGGUUUUGAGAAUUCUUGGCCAGUGAGUUGCUGGUUUCAUCUGCUUCAUCAGAAGUGAACUCCUCCUUUAUUUUGGUGGAAAAGAGAAGUAGGAGAGAGGAAUAAAGAUUAGUCAGAAUAUGUGACUUCACUACACACUCCAAAUAUGUUGAGUUAAGGUAUGAAGUAAUAACCAGUUUUCCAAAGUCAAAUGGCAUGCUAGAUUCCUGUUGUCAAGAACCGUCCCCAUGGGGCAGGUAAGUUAGCUCAAACAUGAUUGCUUUUGUAGUGUAGACGGGCUGAAACUGUAGUUCAUGGCAGAUGCAUUUCCAUAUCCCCAGAAGGGGUACAGCAAAGGUAGAUAUAAAUUCCUAAUGGGAAGAUAGGCUAGCUGGAGACAAGCUGGAAAAUACAUUUCUUCUUUUUUGGUUUUGGUUUUUGAGACAGGGUUUCUUUGUGUAUAACAGCCUUGGAUGUCCUGGAUCUCACUCUGUAGACCAGGCUGGCCUCGAACUCACAGAGUUCUGCCUGCCUCUGCUCCCAAGUGCUGGGAUUAAAGGUAUGUGCCACCGCCGCCUGGUGAAAAUACAUUUCUAAAUUAACAAAAAUCACCCCUAGAGUCCAUGUAAAAAAGCCAGGCAUGCAAUCCCAGUGCUAUGGAGGUAGAGAGAGAUGGGUCCUUGGAGCUUGGUGGCCAUCCAGCCAAGCCUCCUGAGUGAAUACCAGCCCAGUGAGAAGCUGUCUCAAAACCAAAAAGGCUCCUAAGGAAAGACACCCAAAACUGUCCCUCUGGCCUGUAUGUGUGCACUCCUGCACACACAUGAGCACACACAAAUGCAUAUCUAUAUAUGUGUGUAUAAAGAUGUAUAUAUAUAAAGAUGAGGGAGAAAUAGCUAUGUUAACUGUUCACUUGAAAGGCACUAUUUCUAGAGUUAUUUCUAAAUAAUAAACAUUUAAGUUAUACUCAAA
Peromyscus maniculatus bairdii (prairie deer mouse) is the source of this 3047-nucleotide messenger RNA. The record is from RefSeq and is a predicted model, not a curated record. NCBI's taxonomy places the organism in Eukaryota, Metazoa, Chordata, Mammalia, Rodentia, Cricetidae.